AAAAGGUUGGUUGGUUGAAGAAUGAGUUUGAUUGAGUGAUAUCCAAGCUUCAAAUUUUGUUAUCGAUGGCUAUGGCAGGAAUAAUUACUGGAUAGCCUUUUCUUCAUUCCUCAGCCAUUUUCAAAGACGAGAAAAUUCUGGUUAAAGAUACGGUGCGGGAAACGGAUCUCCUCUUCAAUGAAUACUCGCAGUUGAAAGAACAAGUGAAGAAGAACCCACUGCCCCCAGAUCCUUCACUGCGCGAACCGACGAGAAAUGGCGAGAGAGAGAGAGAGAGAACAAAUCGGAACGAAUAGAAGAAAGAACAGAGAGUGCAAAACCCUAGUCUGAUCGCCACCGCCGCCCGCCAGACUCCACCGCCGCGCCGCCAUCUCUGGGUCGCUUCCAACUCCUUCCAUUCUCCUCCCCAAAUCUCGAAUCGAACAGGGUUCAAGAGAGCAUGGAAACGAACGAAGCAACGCGGGUUCUAGACAAGUUCAUAGUUGGGCCAGUGCCUACCCUAAUUUACGUUCCCAACUUCAUUUCAUACAUGGAAGAAGAACAGCUUGUGAAGAACAUUUAUGGAGCUCCCGUUUCCAAAUGGAAGUCGUUACAAAACAGGAGGCUACAGAACUGGGGAGGCGUCGUACAUGAGAAGGGGCUUAUAGCCCAAGACUUGCCUCCUUGGCUCACCCGAAUCACUCGGAGGAUCCAAGACGAAUCCGGAGGCCUGUUUCCUUCUGCCAUUAAUCAUGUCCUCAUCAACGAAUACCUCCCUGAUCAAGGCAUAAUGCCACACCAGGAUGGACCUGCUUAUUACCCGCUCGUAUCCAUUCUCUCCCUCGGGUCACCCGUUGUGAUGGAUUUCGACCCGCACCCGAAUCUGAAACACAGCACGGACACAACUUCUCCUUCUUCUUUUUCCGUUUUGCUGAGCCCCCGCAGUCUUUUGAUUUUCAUGGACAAGGCGUACUCUGAAUACUUGCACGGCAUUAAAGACAGUGCCGUGCACCAAUGUAGCACGGCUGUGAAUGUGACCAAAAAUGGUGCUAGAGAUGGCGACGGUCCUUUGGGUAACUACGGGCAGCAAGCGGGUGGUGGAGAGGGUGCUACCGGUGACACGGUUGUUAUCCGACGGACUAAUACCAGACUAUCUCUCACCUGCAGGCUUGUAACCAAAGUUCACAAGAAUUUGUUAAGGCUUUAGAAAUUGUGAACUUUUUUUAGCAAUGGAUGUGUUAAGGUUAUUUAUGCAUAUUAGGGUUCAUUGUACCAUGUAGAUCGAAGUUUAUUUUACUCUGUAAUAGUCCCCUUCCCUGAAUAUUGUUCAUUAUUGACCUUUUUGGGUCAAAAUUGGCAAAUUUUUGCCGAAAACUAAAUUAAAGUAAUAUUA
Molecule: messenger RNA, 1372 nt
Organism: Cuscuta campestris
Lineage: Eukaryota; Viridiplantae; Streptophyta; Magnoliopsida; Solanales; Convolvulaceae
Source: the annotation of a GenBank genome assembly